UAUUAUUUCAUUUCAACACUCUGAUUCAACUCACACAAAGUCAAUGGUAGUACCUUUGAAUUAUAUUUAAAGGGUUUUUGACUAAAAAAAGAUCAAUGGCUGGCAUCAAAAAACGAAUAGCUGUUCUUGGAGGUGGUAUAGCUGGAAUCUACUCAAUAAUUUGUUUGAAUGAAGAAGGCAUUUUUGAACCAAUUUGUUUCGAAAAAACAGACAAACCAUUCGGGACCUGGUGUUAUAGAGAAGAAGUAAUCGAUGGUGUAUCGUGUACCAUGUCUACAACAAUCAUUAAUCACAGCAAAGAAAUGGGCGCUAGCAGCAAAUUUCCACCUCCGAAAGAAUUCAACAAUUUCAUGAAGCAUAGCGAACUGUACCAAUACUUCACGAAUGUUGGUGAAGCAACAGGCGCACUGAAGCACGUCCGGUACAACAUGGAAAUCGUAAAUGUACGAAGAGCUGAUGACUACGAUGAAACUGGUAGAUGGGUUGUUACAGUGAAGAACACAGUUACUGGAGAGGAGUCCACCGACAUUUAUGAUGGUGUUCUGGUAUGUACUGGACAGUUUACAAAGAAAGUAAUGCCAACGUACAACGGUCAAGAUUUUUUCAAAGGCGAAAUUUCACAUACGCAUAGUUUGAGAGGAAUUGAAAAAUAUCGAAACAAAAGAGUGAUUGUUGUGGGCAUGGGAUGCUCUGGAUUGGAUGCUGCAGUAGAAAUCAGUAACAUUGCAAAGCAGGUAUAUCUUAGCACACGCUCUGGAGCGCACGUUAUUCAACGGGUUGGACCACAUGGAUAUCCAUUUGAUUAUCAUUUAGUAAGACGUUGCAUAUUCCUUUUAUUUGAUAUACUUCCAUCUAAUGCAGUGAGCUGGCUUUUUGAGUCUCUUUUUAUGGAUCCACAAUUCAACCACAAUUUAUAUGCUAUCAGACCCAAAUAUCAUAUUUUGUCUAAGGAUCCAGUUAUAAAUGAUCAUCUGGCUUCGAAAUUGUUGUCGGGAUCUGUUAUUCAAAAACCCGAUAUCCAUUGCUUCACAGAGGAUGGUGUCAUUUUUGAAGGAGAUACUGAAGUCACCAAAGCUGAUGCUGUUAUCCUGGCAACCGGCUAUGUAUUGAAAUUUCCAUUCUUGGAAGAUGGAACUGUAAUACAGAAAAAAGGACGAAUUGAUCUUUACAAAUGUGUGUUUCCAGCGCAAUUAAAACACGGGACUCUCGCUGUAAUAGCCUCAGUUCUUCCAUUUGGGCCAGGAUUUCCAGUAGGAGAGCUUCAGAUUCGAUGGGCAGUUCAAGUGUUAGCUGGUAAAUGUAAACUUCCACCACCGGAAGUAAUGCUGAAAGAAGCAAAAGACAGAUACGAUAAGAAUUUAAAAAGAUAUGCUCCCAGCGAGAAAAUGUCACUUAGAAUAGAUUACAUACAAUACUGCGAUGACAUAGCUUCUGAAAUCGGAGCAAAGCCAAAUUUGGUGAAAAUGCUUUUCACGGACACGAGACUGUUUUUUAAACUGUUUUUUGGACCCCAUCUACCUUAUCAGUACAGACUUCAAGGGCCUCAUUCUUGGGAUGGUGCUAGGGACGCUAUUAUGACAGCAGAAGAAAGAAUAUUCUACCCAUUAACAAAAGGAGCUUCAAGGACAGAUGGGGAAAAUAUGUUGCUGAAGCCUAUAUUGAAAAUUUUGAGAUCAAUUUUUUAUUAAAUAUCAUUGAUCUUUUUAUAGAAGGACUUUUUUUUCAUAAAUAUCAUCAUUUGUAAUGAAUUCCAUAAUUUAAAGCAGCCUCCAAUAAUUAUGCAUCAGUCAUCAUAAAAAUGCAUUAAUAUGUCAGUAUUUAAAAUUUAAGGAGAAAAGGAUAAUGAUUUUGAAAUGCAUCAGUUUUUCUUUCUGAUAAUGUAAAUAAAUCUAAAGCAACUAUUGAGAAAUUUGAGAAAUAAAAAUUGAAUGUUCAUUUAAAACUGUUAGUUUUAAUUUUCAGUAUGGAAUGUAUUGUUUUCGUCUUGAUCUCUGUUUUUUAUAUUUGUAUAUUAAUUUUCUGUUUUAUUCUAUGCUAAACUCAAAGCGAAUGAUUCCUUUUAUACGAAAUUUAUAACUUUAUUGAAAUUAUCAUUACCAAUUUUUCUUUAAUAAAAAAAU
Argiope bruennichi is the source of this 2120-nucleotide messenger RNA. Its product is annotated as flavin-containing monooxygenase 5-like. NCBI's taxonomy places the organism in Eukaryota, Metazoa, Arthropoda, Arachnida, Araneae, Araneidae. The record is from RefSeq and is a predicted model, not a curated record. Bases 96 to 1688 code for a protein of 530 amino acids. Gene Ontology annotation, molecular function: NADP binding; flavin adenine dinucleotide binding; N,N-dimethylaniline monooxygenase activity. The transcript is spliced from 3 exons.